Molecule: messenger RNA, 724 nt
Organism: Prunus mume (Japanese apricot)
Lineage: Eukaryota; Viridiplantae; Streptophyta; Magnoliopsida; Rosales; Rosaceae
Product: arabinogalactan protein 13-like
Source: RefSeq, a predicted model, not a curated record
UCUCAAACUAGAUAGCAAGUGCAGAGCCAGAGCUUCUUUCUUUCAAUCUUUUUUUUCUUCUCAAGUCUGAGUUUAAGUGAAGGAGCUAGAAAUGGAGGCAAUGAAGAUGAAUGUUUUUGUGGCUUUGUUGGUGGUUGUGAUGGUGGCCUUGUCUGGCGUUCAAAAAGUAGCUGCAGCUGAUUCUCCAGCACCAAGCCCAACUUCUGAUGCCUAUGCCUUUUUCCCCACUUUCUUCGCAUCUCUAGCAGCUUUGGCUUUUGGGUUCUUCUUCUGAGCUCAUGACUGCAUUUUAGGUUCAUUUCAUGGUUGCUUGCUCAUUUCUCUCUCUCUCCAUUUCUCCUAAUCUCUCUCUUUAAUCACUUGUAUUGAGUGUUUAAUGAGAGGGAGCAAGGGGGGGAGAGAGGGAAAAUGGGUUGGGAUUUUCUUUUAUAUUAUUUGGGAAUUUCAGGUUUAAAUUGAAUUAUUUAUUGUUGAUGUUGGGAUUUGUUUGGGUGUGAUUGAUGUGUUUGUUGGUGGUUUUGUAUCAUAUAUGAUGUAUAAUUAAAUGUUCAUUUUGUCUAAUUUUGUUUUUAACGGGGGAAAAUGCCUAUGGGAUGUUAAAUUUAGGAUAAUAAUAAAGAGAUCAUGGGGAAGAAUGUGAUUCAUUGUACUAGUGGUGGAUAGAUUUUCCCUAUCAUUGUAUCUGUGAUUCAUUGGUUUGGUAAUAAUAAAUUCCAUUUUUCUU